UGUGCGUUUGACACUGCAAGCCUUUGCGGCUUCCUUCCUUUGGCACCGACCCCAACACGGCAACGCCGCCACCGCCACCGCCGCGAGGCCCGUACCUGCACCGCCCGGAAGGGCUGAACUGCAGCGUUCACCACGCCACUGGCGUCAGUUCCGUGAGAGGCGUAUCACGACAUGCCUUGCCGGCAAACCGCAUCGAGGCGUCGAACACCCACGCCGCCCAUCCCUACCGCCGGUGAUCCAAACCUCCAGCCGGACCCGGCCAUCCGACGCCAAUGGAUCCCCGCCUCCUCCGCUUCCACCUGCCUACCAACCUCGCACACCUCCUCAAAACCCGACCGCUCCAAGCCCUCCUCUCCGACGCCUCCACCUCCCGAGCCGCACGCCACCUGUUCGACGCAGUGCCCCGCCCGACAGCCGGCCUGUGCAGCGCUUUCCUCUCCGGCCUCUCAAAGCUCUCGCUGCACCGGGAGCUCAUCGAGGCCACCUCCUCGCUGCACUGCAGGGGCGCCUGCCUCCCACCGGGCUGCGUCCCGCUUGUCCUAAAGUCCUGCGCCCUCUCGUCAGCGUUGUGCCAGGGCAGGCAGGCGCAUUGCCACGCCCUUGUCCGUGGGAUGCUAGGGGAUGUGUUUGUGCAGACUGCACUGGUGGAUUUCUAUGCAAAGAACGGGGACAUGGUGUCAGCUGUGAGGGUUUUCGAGGAGAUGCCAGUGAAGGACCCAAUACCGAUCAAUUGCUUGAUCACUGGGUAUUCCAAGUCUGCUGAUGCGGAGAAGGCGAGAAGGCUGUUUGAUGGUAUGCCGAGGAGGACAUCCGCUUCGUGGAAUUCGAUGAUCGCCUGCUAUGCACACGGUGGAGAAUUCCAAGAAGCAUUGGCAUUGUUUGAUCGGAUGUUGAGCGAGGGUGCAAGUCCAAAUGCUAUCACUAUCACAACGGUGUUCUCCAUUUGCGCCAAAACUGGUGAUAUUGAUACUGGUAGGCGAGCAAGGGCGUUGAUCGGGGAGCGCGAUUUGCAGAACAUGAUAGUCCACACUGCUUUGAUGGAAAUGUACGUCAAGUGUCGGGCAAUUGACGAGGCCCGUCAGGAGUUUGAUCGAAUGCCACAAAGGGAUGUCGUGGCAUGGAGCACCAUGAUUGCUGGUUAUGCACAGAAUGGGAGGCCACACGAAUCUCUUGAGCUGUUUGAGAGGAUGAAGGCAACCAAUUGCAAGCCGAACGAAGUUACUCUUGUUGGUGUAUUGUCUGCAUGUGCACAGCUGGGUUCUGACGAACUAGGAGAACAGAUUGGGAAUUACGUCGAGAGUCAGAGAUUGCCACUUACCAGCUAUCUUGGAUCUUCUCUGAUUGAUAUGUACACCAAGUGCGGGCAUGUUGGCAGAGCUCGCAAUGUCUUCACCCGGAUGGAACAGAAGGUGGUCAUCACUUGGAACUCCAUGAUCAGAGGCCUAGCACUUAAUGGCUUUGCAGAAGAUGCGAUCACCUUGUACGAAAAGAUGCUAUCAGAUGAGGUACAGCCGAAUGAGAUCACCUUUGUUGCACUAUUGACUGCAUGCACCCAUGCUGGCUUGGUAGACAAAGGCAUGGCGUUCUUCGAAGAGAUGAAGAAGAAAUAUCAUGUCUCUCCUCAAGUUGAGCACUGCGCAUGCAUAGUGGACCUCCUCUGCAAGUCCGGAAGGCUGUGGGAAGCAUACAAGUUCAUCUGCGACAUGGAAGUUCAACCAAACGCGGUGAUCUGGAGCACGCUGCUCAGCGCCUGCAGAGCCCUCGCGGAUGUUGAGCUUGCCAAGCUCGCCGCGGGCAAGCUCCUGGCAAUAGAGCCCGACAACUCAUCAAUCUACGUCCUCCUGUCCAACAUCUAUGCGGACGCAGGGCUCUGGGGUGAUGUUAGGGAGAUCAGGGACCUGAUGAGGAACAAGAACGUUCAGAAGCUGUCCGCCUAUAGCUGGAUAGAGCUGGACGGUGAGGUGCACAAGUUCCUGGUGCAAGAUACGUAUCACCGGAGGUCAGCUGAGAUUUAUAACGUCGUCGACGGCCUGGGCUUGCAGCUGGACCGGACUAAUCCUGAUCCUGAAUUAAUUUCAGAGGCUUGCUGAUCAGUGAUCAAAUCACUAUCAAGUUUCAUGUCUUCGGAUAUUUACUAAGAAAACUAUAGGAAGGAAUGAAUAUAUGACUUGGUUAUUGGACCUUCAAUAAGUUUAGGCCCAGCCCAGUAAAGAACUUUUCUUAGCGCA
Molecule: messenger RNA, 2228 nt
Organism: Panicum hallii
Lineage: Eukaryota; Viridiplantae; Streptophyta; Magnoliopsida; Poales; Poaceae
Product: pentatricopeptide repeat-containing protein At1g08070, chloroplastic-like
Exons: 2
Coding region: 273-2090 (605 amino acids)
Biological process (GO): RNA modification
Molecular function (GO): RNA binding; protein binding
Source: RefSeq, a predicted model, not a curated record